AUGGCAAGAAGCAGACGAAAUUCUUUGGUUCAGAGCAUUGCCUCACACCCAGUUCCGUCAGACAGUCAAGCAAUACCAGGAAUAUUGGACGAUACCUAUCUAUUUUCCAAAUUGCAGAAACUGUCAUUGUCCCUGGAGGGUGAAAAUAUUGACAAUCAAUCAGCAAAUAGUGAAGAAAAAGUUGUUGAACCACCCAUGGAACCUGAUUCAAUGAAAGAUAAAUACCAAUAUUAUACGGCGUAUUUGGCUCAAUUAGAUGCAAAUAUCGAAGAACAUAAACUCGUUCUUGAUCAUACAAGAAAAGUUAGUGACCAAUUUGUAGAGGUGCUGGAAAGAUUCUCAGAGGUUUCACGUAAUACUUCUCAAUUUGUCACAGAAACGAAAACAUUAUAUGAUGACUAUAAGAAUAUGACUAAACUAAGUCAAUUGAUCCCUGAAAGUCUGAAAUAUUUCGACGUUCUGGACCCUAUCAUGCGUCGGUUGAAUCACGCUACUUCUCCAACGACUGUUAAAAGAGAUUCAUUCAAGAACAUGUUGGUUAGUAUCGAUGAAUCACUAAGAUUUUUAGAGGCACAUCCUGAUUUCAAAGAUACAGAAACAUAUAGGAUAAAAUUUAAGCAAUCUUUGAUUAGGGCCUGUGAAUUAAUUUCUACUUAUUUGAAGAAUUUAUUAAGGCAAUCUUUAAAUGACAUCAUGGAUAAGAAAUCAUCUCUGUCCACUGGGACCAGGGAUGCCUUACUCUACAAUAAAUUCGCUACUGUGUCUGAAUCAUAUAAAUUACAAGUAACAGAAAUUGUCAACAGAAUUAAUGAUGCCACUUAUGCAAGAUAUCAUGAUGAAAUGGAGUCUAUUUUAAAUGAAUGCUAUGAACAGUAUUUCCAAAUACGUUCCAAAUUAUUACGCGAUAUGAUAUGGGCCCAGUUGGAUCAAACGAUAAUUAAAGAUAAGGACGCCGCAUUGGAUAGAUUCAUUCAAGAUAACAAGUCCUAUUUCCAACAGCUAUGUACUAAUGAAUACAAUCUGUUUGUGAAGUUUUUCCCUGAGGACCAAUGUAGAUACAGGGUAAAUGAAUGGUUCUUACAAUUGUGUGAGCCUUUAUAUGAUUGUGUAAGAACAAGAGUUCUCAGAGAAGUUAACAUCCCUCAAUUAUGCGAUUCAGUUACAUUAUUUGCAAGGUAUUAUGAGUUUGAAGAGAAUUCUGAAGAAUAUCUUCGUCAAUUUAAAGACGUUCAAUUCGAUAAAGUCUUCGAACCAAUUGUACAAAAGUUGCAAGCGAGAUUGAUACUUAGAGUACAGGUAUAUGUGGAACAAUAUAUUGUGAAAUACCAGCCACCAAAGGAUGUGUUUAAGAUUACCAACAGAAGGGUGGUAGCAACAUCCAAUAAGAAUACUAAUAAUAAUACUCAAGAUGUUGAAAACGAGGCAAUUGUGAACGCAUACAUCGAAAAAUUUAACAUUAGAAAUCAAGAAUCUGACGGUACUGUUCUCGAUAUUAGAUCAUAUUAUCCACCUUUAGUUACAGCUCUGGCAUUACUAUCUAAAAUAUUUGAGAUGAUUAAUUCAGUUGUAUUUGACGAUUUAGCCCAUCAUAUUGUUCAUGAUUGCGUAUUUUCUUUAAGAAAGGCAUACAACAUAGCCAUUGAGGCAUCACCUAACUCUAACAAUUUUGAAGUGAAGUUGGCAUACAUGAAGAAUUUAUUGAUGUUUAAGGACCAAAUUCAGGAAUUUAAUAUUCAAUUUACUGUUCAAGAGACGUACCUUGAUUUUUCUGGUUUAGGUGACUUCUUUAAAUCUGUGAAAGAAAAUGGUAGAGACGCCUUGAAAAGAAGUGAUUCAUCAUCGAUGCUCAGUUUUGCAAGGGGUUUGGUUCCCAAAGUGGUUAAUAAUAUGGUAGAUGCUCGUUUUGAAUUAAUUCAUGAGUUAAGAUAUGUCAUUAAGGAGUUUACUGAUUGUGUUACAAAGGAUAUUAUUGGCGAUUGCCUUGAUCUGUCACCAGGCCAUUCGGGAAAUCUAUUAGCUAAGAAUAUUGAGCUGAGGGGAAAUAUUGAAAGAAAGAUCCCACAUUUUUAUAAUACCAUAUGUGAUUAUAUUAGUGAUCAUGAAAUUGUUGUUAAUUUACUGGAGGCAAUUCAAGAAGUUAUUAUUCAGGAAUACUCCAAUUUUUAUGAUCAAGUUAACGACCAGAUAGACAACGGUACGAUUCAAGUAGCUCAAGUUUCAGAAUUGAUGUUUGUGGACGUAUUUGCUGAUUUUUUCAACAAUGUCACUAGAAAAACAAUUAUUAAUGGAGGAAAUAAUGGUUUCGAUCAAGCUGAUGAUACUAGUCUCUCCAUAGCUGAGGAUUUAGAUACACAUAAAGAACAGGAAGUUCAAUAUGGUGAUAAAACUCCGAACGUUGAACAAGAUAUAGAGAAUGGUGACGCUCUGAUGGAGCUAGCCGAAGGAAAUAAUAACGAAGAUUUAAAUAAAGACAUCUUAAAGUCAAGUGAAGAGAGUGCUAAGGAAGAAAAGGUAGAGGAAAGGAUUCUUACCUAA
Messenger RNA from Naumovozyma castellii, 2535 nucleotides. It is a transcript of the gene COG3, whose product is annotated as Golgi transport complex subunit COG3. The transcript has a single exon. The record is from RefSeq and is a predicted model, not a curated record. Bases 1 to 2535 code for a protein of 844 amino acids. Lineage: Eukaryota; Fungi; Ascomycota; Saccharomycetes; Saccharomycetales; Saccharomycetaceae.